Molecule: messenger RNA, 557 nt
Organism: Symsagittifera roscoffensis
Lineage: Eukaryota; Metazoa; Xenacoelomorpha; Acoela; Convolutidae
Exons: 3
Coding region: 10-513 (167 amino acids)
Source: RefSeq, a predicted model, not a curated record
GAGCUCCUCAUGAACAAGAUUGAGAAGAAUGAAAUUGACAUUUUGGGUCUACGGGAGUUUGACGCGGACGUGACUAUGGGUUUGACUAAAUUGGCUGACCGCCCAGGUGAAGCGUCACCGAUUCAAAUACCACUGGAGCCGAGUCAAUACAACUCGGGCACUUUAAACGACGAGCAGUUGAUGGUCGAUGGCGACUGGUCCGUGCUCGACUGCUAUACGGGCUGGACAGAUGUGGCUUCUCAGGACAACGUUUACCUUGAUCUUCAGGAAGGGAUUGCAGACAUCCACUUCGCUGAAAUACUCGUUUCUACAACAUCAGUUGUUGGAGAUGAAAUUGCCGUUAAUACAUGUGUUGGGUUCUACUGCAACUACUACUGUGAGACGGUGGUUGUCGAGAGACCAGGCGAGUGGCACAGAGUCUACUGUGCAUCUCCUGGAAGCUUCAUCUGGAUCAGCAACUCUGUGGGAUUCUUGAAUGUAUGUGAAGUUCAAGUGCACGGAGUGCUGCUGUAAAUUCCAAACUGGAAUAACAGUUCUCAACAUGGACUGAACUAUAC